ACGACCAACAGCGACCCCCAGCGGCCGGAGGAGGCAUCGCCCCCACCGGAGCUAUUACGUCUGCAUGUGUCAGAGGGAGUCAGGGCGAGUCUUGACUGCAGGCAUCGUCAAUGCGACCAGGAUGCGCAUCGUUACGGCAAGAAACCUUCGCUUUUCCCUCAACGGCAUAUCUCAGACGAACGCCUGACCGCUCGGCUUAGCUCACAAAGAAAACCUCAUUUGCACCCUCCUCAGCCCUGUUGUGAAGCCGCCAUGUCCGGCAAGGAGCGCAGCCCCCGCCAUCGGCCAUGGUCGGUCUACCGGGCCAACACCUUUGAUCUUUCAUCUGAAAUGAUGGGGCUUGCUCUUUCGGGCAACAGCCAAGAUCCCGAUGAACCAGUGCUGGAGUUCAGUGUGGCAUGCAGCGAGCUGGUCACGCCCUCUCUGGACCGUAAGCCAACCAGCUUCGUGGCAGUCAGCUGCACCACUCCCCCGCAGGCCUUCUGGACCAAACACGCUCAGACUGAAAUCAUAGAGGGCACCAGUAAUCCUAUCUUUCUGAGCAGCAUAGCGUUCUUCCAGGACUCGCUCAUCACUCAGCAGACUCAGGUCAAACUCUCUGUCUACGAUGUCAAGGACCGCACACAGGGCACGAUGUACAUGCUUGGCUCCUCCAUGUUUUCUGUGAAGGAGCUGCUGCAGGACAAACACCACAGGCUGCACCUGACUCUCAGGUCAACAGAGAGCGAGCGCGUGGGCAACAUCACCGUGAUCGCCUGGCAAAUAGAGGAGAAGCGGGAACAGAGGGCUCCGGUCGCCAGAUUACAGAGGGGAGACACCGUGAAUGGAAGGAUGGUUCUCCCUGUUGACGAAAGCUUAACCGGAUCAGUGAACAUUAAAUCGAAGUCUUCAUCAUUAUGUAAAGAUCCAUUGCUGAAGGCAGUGUUUGGAGGCGUCAUGUCACGCACCUAUCGCUUCCCGACCACGGACGGUAAUCACCUGCGGAUCCUGGAACAGAUGGCAGAGAGCGCCCUCUCAUUGCAUAUCCCUCGCCAGUUUGUCAAACUCCUGCUGGAAGAAGAUGCCGUCAGGGUGUGUGAGCUGGAGGAGCUGGGUGAGUUGUCUCCAUGCUGGGAAAACCUCAGGAGGCAGAUCAUCACUCAGUACCAGACCAUCAUCCUCACAUACCAGGAGACCAUAAGUGACCUGCACGAGUACAAAGGCCCCUCCUUUAAGUCCAGCACUUUGAAGGCUGAGAGGAAGCUGGAGUUCAUUCCCACUAAUCUGCAUAUCCAGAGAAUGAGAGUGCAAGGAGAAUCUGGCUAUGACCGGACGUAUGACGUGGUGACCAUCGGCGCUCCUGCAGCACAUCACCAGGGCUUUAAAGGCUGUGGCCUCAGAAGACUGCUACACAAGCUGGAAGAAGCCAGGAAACACACUCAUGAAGAAGAAAGCUCUACUGGUCCUGGCUCUAAAGGAAUGGCGUACCAGCCUCAGGAUGUCAUAAGAGCAAAGGAGCUGAUUGGUCAAAUUAACACUUUGAAGACACAAGUGUGUUACUAUAAUGAGCGUCUGUCGCGAGCUGCUAAAGAACGCUCGGCCAACGCUCUGGAAAGAACUUUGGCCAUCUUGACAGAGAAGACCCGCCAGUUGGUGACUGUGUGUGACUCGAAGCUUUUGUCUGCCGCCAUCGUGGCCCUGGCAGCUGCUCGCCCGACUUUCUCCCAGCAAAGCACCCCUUCGCCGUCCUCCUCCUCCCUCUCGCCUUCUUCCCGCUCGCCGUCCCGCUCGCCGUCUCGACAACCCGCCUCCCCUUCCCGUGCCGCCACCUCGCCCUCCCGGUAUGCGGCUCCUCAGGAGGGCGGCGAGGGCACUAAAAACAAGCGGGCCUCCACGCAAGGAGAUUUGCGCGAGGAGGAGUGGGAGAAGGUAUGGCUAAAUGUUGACAAAAGCCUAGAGUGUGUAAUCCAGAGAGUGGACCGACUCCUGCAGCGAGACAAACUCCAAAGUGACAGUAGCUCCGAGGAUGUCUUCCUGCUGGCCAGUGAGGAGCCAAGUAACACUAAGAAAGAAAGCAGUCCGGGGGUCGAAAAGACAUCUCCAGGAGAAUGGAGCGAAGCCCUGUAUCCGGUCCUCAGCACCCUGACGGACUGCGCGUCUCUGAUGAGCGACAAAGCAAAGAAAGCCAUGGUGUUUCUGCUGAUGCAGGACAGCGCGCCCACCAUCGCCAUGAGCCUCACGCUGCAGUACCGCCGGGACGUCGUCUUCUGCCAGACGCUGACUGCUCUGAUCUGCGGCUUCGUUCUCAAACUGAGGAACUGCGUUUGCGAUUCCGGCUUCCUCAGGCAGCUGCCCACUAUUGGCCUGCUGGUUCAGUACGAGAGCCUGCUCAGCACCUACGGAGAGGAGCUGGCCAUGUUGGAGGAUAUGAGCAUCGGAGUGAUGGACCUGAGAAAUGUCACUUUCAAGGUUACCCAGGCAACGUCAGGCUUCAGCCCGGACAUGCUGCCGGUGAUCACGGGGAACAGGAACGGCUUUAAUGUCAGGGUUCCGAUGCCUGGAGCAAUCUUUGACACGCUUCCUAGAGAGAUCCAGAACGGGAUGCUGCUUCGAGUGCAGCCGGUCCUCUUUAACGUGGGGAUCAAUGAACAACAGACACUGGCUGAGAAGUUUGGAGAUACAUCACUACAAGACAUCAUCAACCUGGAGAGCAUGGCCCGCCUCAGCUCCUACUACGACCAGUUUAAAGAGGUCCUUCCAGAAGACUGCCUUCCUCGUUCCCGGAGCUCCAGCAGUCUGCCCGAGCUGCUCAGGCAGCUGAGCCACAACGUGAACGCCAAGAGGAGCAAGAACGUGGAGAUCCUGUGGCAAGCUGCCGAGGUGUGCCGGCGCCUUAAUGGAGUGCGUUUCACCAGCUGUAAGAGCGCCAAGGACCGCACGGCCAUGUCUCUGACGCUGGAACAGUGUCAGGUCCUGCAGCAGGAGCACGCCCUGGCCCCCCAGGUCUUCUACCAGGCCUUGGACUGCAUGCGCAGUGAGGGCUGCAGGAGGGAGAACACCAUGAAGAAUGUUGGAUGUCGUAAAUACGCCUUUAACGCUCUCCAGCUCAAAGCUUUCCCCAAACAGUAUCGCCCCCCAGAGGGGACAUAUGGGAAAGUUGAGACCUAACUGGACUCCUGUGCUGAAUCCAAAAGACUGAGAAGGGAAAACGAUAAAUACAAAAAGAGAAAACAAAAAGAAAAACACCACAAAGAGAAGAUACCAACACAAACUGGAACAGCAGCCCUUUCUUUAGUGCUUAGUCACUGUCGAUUAAUGUCCAAGUGCCAGUGCUACCGUAGGUUGUUUUAUAGGGGUCCCCCCCUCUCCGUAGUACUAGAAUCGCACAUUUUUCACCACCACUUUACGGCUAAAAUCAAGCGACGGUCGGCUUUCUGUGUCACACUGUAGGCGGUGGGCUGAAGGUGUUACAGCUGCCCCAGUUGGAGCAUCAGGGAGUGUGCAUCUGGAUUUAGGUCAUAUUAACUCAACCAAUGUCCUAGAAAAUUAUGCUGUAACAGAUCCUGUGGCACACAUAGCACACCUGUGUGUGGGGCGAAAGAAGGCAAUUUGUUUUGAUGUUAUCCCUUCCUGAAUUAAGUGUAUGAAGUUUAUAUUUUCUCUUUAUUUCAACCAAUCUGAUGCAGUUAAAACGCCUUACAAAGUGAAUUUUUGCGGUUCCGCACAUCUGGGUAAAAGAGAGUUUGAUAAGUUGAGGAUGAUCAAUUUUCCUUUCCAUUUAAAGAUUACUGCUUACCAAACUGUUUAAAUCUUUAACAGUAUAAAGACAGUAGAAGCAGAAAUAUCGCUUGUGCUGCCGCAUGCGCCACUUUUUUAAAUUAGUUCUGCAUUUAGGUAACUUCUCCAUAAGAAAAAACUGGUGAUGAGUUUGGUAUUGUGGACCUAAGUUGUGUGGGCUGUUCCUUGACUCUUCAGAAGGUUAUGGGAUGCUGAACUAGCGUGCAUUGAGGUGGUCUAUUUCGUUGAAAUAGUCCCGCUGCUGCAGAGGCCAUCUUCUCUUAAAUCUCUUUAACUUACGUAUCUGUACAGCUUUAUAAUUUGCAUGGCCAGUUCAAAUCUUUUUGCUCUGUGCUACCUUUUAUCUUCUGGUUUCAAAGUUUAACGUCUGCUUACUAGACUAUUUACAGUUACCAAACAAGUAAAUAAGUUACAAUCAAACCACUAUGAUACGCUGUCAGUCAGCGACUUAAAAAAAAUUAUCUGCCUUAUACACUAUUUAAAUAUGUUUGGUCCCCAGUCUUGAAGAAAAUUUCCUUUAAAAAAUAUGAGAAAAAAGAAACUUACAGAAAAGAACAGAAAGGCCACAGAAGUCAGUUAAAGUUGGACAUGAAACAUCAUUGUUGGUCUUCUUGAUGUGUUUGUUCACAUUUGAUAUAGAACAUUAAAAAGUAGCACCAGCUUCACACUUUAAGGCAACACUGAAAUUUAUAGCUAUUUCUAUGAAGAUGUAACCUGUAAAAUAUGGAGCAAAACAGGACUGUUAGUCUGAGCUGCCUACAUGUUAUAACGUCAUUUGUUGUCAUUUUCAAUUUGCCAAGGGCGACACAGCAGAUAAUCAGCUCAGCCAAAACCAAUGUUACCUGUUGGAGGUUUUUCCUCUGGACCUACACUGCACGGCAGGAUGACCGAUUUUAGUAUCAGAGAAUUUAUUUAGUUUAUUUUUAUGGUCUAUCUCACCUUCGUCUCUUGCCAACUCCAAUAAAUCUGCAUCACUCAGUACAACAAGCACAGCUCUCUACAUUAUAUCUGACACUCUUCUCUGACAUUUAUAUAAGUGUGUCCACUCUCGUGUAAUUUCUGAGGUUCAUCUUAUGCUACACUGUGGUUCACAUAUCUACAGCUAUUUAGGACAUUUCUGCUGGAUUGUAUGCAACACUAAACUGGUGUGAUACCCAUUCAGACUUUGGUGUCUAUUCUUUUGAUCAUUGUAUGUGUUUGCUCUCAGUUUUGCAGUGCAAAUGGAAUUCAUGCAGAACCUUUAAGAUAAUUUUAUAUGCAUGAAAAUGAAAAAUCAAACUAAAAAACUACCCAUGUACACUUGAAAAUGUAACAAACCUGUUACAUUUUUGAACCAGCCAAAUCUGUUUAUGACUCCACUGUAUCAUGUAAUGUUUAAAAAGGUAGAUACAAGGGAUUUUAUUUAAAGAAACUUGCAGAGAGAUGUAAGUUGUGAUGACAUGGAUAGUGCAGCCAAAUGCUGUUAAAGUUUGAUUCCUUGUGAUGAAUGGUGUUAUGGACUUGUUCUGAGCCGUAAUUGAACAGGUUGAUUUAACCACAGAGCAAUGGAGCCUGAAGUACAAAUAAACACCCAGGAUUGCCGUUUAACCUAUGCCGCAUGCCCCUAUUUUGUUUAAUAUUUGAACUUUAUCUGUGGAGAGGUGUAAAUUUAGAUAUUACCUGGAAACAAAAGUUUAAAUGUCUUUCUGGUCUCAGCCAGAAACGUAUCCAGGUGUUUGAGUCCACAGUCCUGAGACGUUCCACAAAUUAAAUCACAAUAAUAAAUCAUGCAGUUUUUCUUAAUUGCUGUGUAAAAAAUAAUUCAUAGCAAAAAGCUUCCACUCAUGGAGCAAACGUCCGUUCAGAAUGAUAAUUCUUUGCCAACCACUCUGUAAUUUGCACAACAAUGUAA
Molecule: messenger RNA, 5668 nt
Organism: Menidia menidia (Atlantic silverside)
Lineage: Eukaryota; Metazoa; Chordata; Actinopteri; Atheriniformes; Atherinopsidae
Source: the annotation of a GenBank genome assembly